Messenger RNA from Sander lucioperca (pikeperch), 1912 nucleotides. RefSeq names its product pleckstrin homology domain-containing family B member 2. Gene Ontology annotation, biological process: regulation of cell differentiation. Gene Ontology annotation, cellular component: membrane. The transcript is spliced from 9 exons. Lineage: Eukaryota; Metazoa; Chordata; Actinopteri; Perciformes; Percidae. The coding region runs from base 189 to 872 and encodes 227 amino acids. The record is from RefSeq and is a predicted model, not a curated record.
UAAAAGAUUGCAUAUGAAAACAUUUCUUAACAACCUUAUAAAACCAUUGCUAGUUUCUAGGUCACCCAACACGUUAGCUUCUUUGACAGAACCCGAAAUGGACAGCAACCGCUAACUUCAAACGGUGUUAAAUAUCUGCCAUUGUCCAGCAAACUGAUUCAUUACCGCCUGAGUGUUGCCUGCCUAAGAUGGCUAUGGUAAAGAGUGGUUGGCUCCAUCGACAAAGUACCAUACUGCGUCGGUGGAAAAGAAACUGGUUUGAUUUGUGGGCUGAUGGGCGGCUUGUGUUCUAUAAUAAUCAGCAACGGCGUGACAUGGAGGAUGACAUCCACAUGAGGGUCGACUGCAUUAACAUCCGCAACGCUGUUGCAUGUCAAGAGCUGAACCCUCCGGAGGGGAAGAUGCGUGAUGCCUUGCUUCAGAUAGUGUGCAGAGAUGGACGGGUCAUCAGCCUGUGUGCAGACAGCGCAGAUGAUGCUCUGGCAUGGACUAUGGCACUUCAGGAUGCCAGAAUUAAUGCGGUGGUCACUACACCUCAGAUCGGCUUUGCACAGGAAGUGAUAGCAUCUGCUCCUCCCCCCUACUCAGAAUAUGCUCCACCACCUCAGCCUUUUUUGUUUCAGCAGGGUUAUGUCCUGGGACCGUAUGGAGAAUAUGUUGCACCUCCACCACGUGCUACACAGAUUGUUUACUCUGCUGAUGGGCAGCCCUACGCUUAUCCUUAUCAGUACCAAGGUGGGUACACCACUCCUGGAGUGAACCGUGUUGUUAUUCAUGAACGCCAGCAUGAAGACAGAGGAGAUGUGGCUUUGGGCAUGCUCGCUGGAGCAGCAACUGGUUUGGCACUUGGCUCUCUCUUCUCUGUCUUCUGAUGUCUUCAUUAAUGUACAUUUAGUAGCACAUACUCCCUAUGUGUUCUACACACACACACACACAGUAAAUACUGUUAGCACUUUCUCAUAUGCCCUGUGUGGCAGUUUCCCACCCCCUUUGUGUUGAAUGAAUGUCUCAAUAUGAAUGUUCUUAACCAAAAAGUACAACAAUUACUCACUUUUCAAGAGUUAUUUAAAUGACAGGAGAUACACUAUUCCUUUUGUGUACUGUACAUUUCAGGUCCUUACUGUUUUUCAGGUAUGUUUCUGUUUCAUGGAGCACAUUUGUCCUUUUUUAUAUUUGCAGAAUUAUCUAAAUAGCCAUGACUUGGUAUUUUUCUUUUUUUUUUACAGGUUUUAUGUUCACUUCUGUGUACUGUACCUUUACUUUGUCUCACAUGUAUUACUUGUCUGUUUUGGUUGGGAAUACGUAGUGUUUUUUUUAGUUCCGUGGGUUAUUUGUGGUGGAGGCAGGCUGAGAGUUGUGUGAAUGAGGAGUACACACACACACACACACACACACACACACACACACACACAAUGUAGCACUUUGAGGUUCCACCCGUUUGGUGGAUCCUGGUUGUGAUGGAUGUCUGUUUUCACCACCACAAAUAAGUCUAUGUAUGAGCAAACACUAGCAUUUACACAUACUUUGUGUUACACAUGUGCUUUGAAGUGAAAAGGGACAUCACUCCUCCUAACUAAUAUUUGCAUGCAUUAUUUAUGAUCAUUUUGUUGAUUGGCAACUAUUGAAUAAUACUUUUCAUUUCAUUUGAAAUGUUUGGAUUGAUAUUUUGCAUUUCAUUUCAGUAGCCUCGGUACGGUCCGCACAAAUGCAAAUCAGGCCAAUCAGCCUCUAGAGAUUUAGUUACAUUUCAAUUGGCCUAGGCUUUUGACUUUUCACUCCAAAUGACUUGAAUGUUGUCAGAUUUUUUUAUUAUUCAUGUUCGUUAUGACUACAUUUAUUCACUUUGAAUAGCAACUUCUACUACAUAGAAAACCUUUUUGGUCUGCUCUUCAAAUAUACUGCAUAUCAUUAU